UUUAGCCAGACAUUGUGCAAGUGUGUGGAUGGAUGGGUAGGUAGGUAGUUAUUGUUUGCUGAAAUUGCAAGCACCUUUCUCUCCGUUGCUACCUGUAUGAUUUUCAAAAGUUUAAUAAUAUUUAAGGGAUGGAAAUUCUAACCGUUAUUAACUCUAGCUUGCUGGCCAUCGGUAGCGCUGCUAAUAUAUUAAACAACACAGUCUGAUACUGUGGGAUCUAUAACCCUGCUGGUGCAGUAUUGAUUGCAAAUCCAGAGAGCCAAAGACAAAUGCAAUUUCCCCUAAGAAAGAGAGUGAAGGAGAGAGUGAGAGAGAUAACAGGUGUAAGGUUCCGAGUUAAAAUUGCAAGGAUUUCUUGAUUUUGUAAGUCGGAGUAACAAAGAUCACUCUGAAUGUGAAGGAGGAACAUGGGAGUUGUGUUAAAAAAAAGAAAAGAAACAUUGUAAUAUUUUGGGGGUGUCGGAUGGAAAUCAAAGAGUGAUGUGGGUGUCCACAUGGUCCCCUCAUCAGAGCUGGCAAAAGAAUCCAGAGAUAUUAUCAAAAGAACCUUCUGUAGGAAACACAGACACAAAGGAAAGGAAAGGAAAAUUGUCAAGGGAAGACGUCUAUAAACUCCAGCUUUGAGGAGGAGGUUACUUUUCCCAUUUGCAUGGAAUAACCUUAGCAUUUGACAUGGGCAGCGGGUGGGGUAGGGGGAAAGAGAGAAGAGCCAGGGGUUACUUCGUACACUGCCACCCCAUGAGGUUGAAAGGAACAAAUCUCCUCAACAUUUGCUCAGAAUACGUCUUUAUAAAUGUCAGGGGCAAACUAAACCCCUUCAGACUUAAAAGAGGAAUCGGAGAUGUAACUGUUCAGUCCCCACCUAAUUUUACACAGCAUGUGAGGGAGCAGAGCCUGGUGACCGACCAACUAAGCCGGCGACUCGUCCGGACCUAUCAGCUGUACAGUCGGACCAGUGGGAAGCAUGUGCAAAUCCUGGACAACAAGAAAAUCAAUGCCAUGGCGGAGGAUGGAGAUGCUCAUGCCAAGCUCAUUGUGGAGACCGACACAUUUGGGAGCAGAGUAAGAAUCAAGGGGGCUGAGACAGGCUUCUAUAUCUGCAUGAACAAGAAAGGAAAGCUGAUUGGCAAGAGCAACGGCAAAGGCAAGGACUGUGUCUUCACUGAGAUUGUGUUGGAGAACAACUACACAGCAUUGCAGAAUGCAAAGUACGAAGGGUGGUACAUGGCCUUCACCCGGAAGGGACGUCCCCGCAAGGGCUCCAAGACUCGCCAGCAUCAGCGUGAGGUGCACUUCAUGAAGAGGCUACCCAAGGGCCACCAAACAACAGAGCCUCACAGACGCUUCGAAUUUCUCAAUUACCCUUUCAACCGGAGGAGUAAAAGGACUCGGAACUCCAGCCCCAAGCCCACCCCCUGACCCACCACCCUCCUUAGUGCCACUUGGGUCCA
Molecule: messenger RNA, 1451 nt
Organism: Zootoca vivipara (common lizard)
Lineage: Eukaryota; Metazoa; Chordata; Lepidosauria; Squamata; Lacertidae
Gene: FGF8
Product: fibroblast growth factor 8
Molecular function (GO): growth factor activity
Source: RefSeq, a predicted model, not a curated record